This is a messenger RNA of Amoebophrya sp. A25, 6004 nucleotides long. NCBI's taxonomy places the organism in Eukaryota, Dinophyceae, Syndiniales, Amoebophryaceae. The record is from the annotation of a GenBank genome assembly.
CAAACAUAUCGACGUUGGCACGACAUUUAGUACGUUGUUACCUCAACAAGAAGUAAAGCAUAGUAUCACGACAUUUAGUGCGUUUUUACCUCAACUACAAGUAAAGCAUACAACUGAUACUAUCUUCUUCGACGCGAGGACAUGAGUCAUGAGACGAGUAGUGAGAUGUCGACACGACUAGACAUGAGAGUGAGACAUUAGAGUGAUGGAUCAAUGAUGGAUCAAUUGACAUGAAGAAGGGUUGUCGGUGAAAAAAUGCAUUUCUUGUUUCUUCUACUUGUCCUCGAAGAAGUUGUCCUCGUCCUCUCGAAUGGCGGCUCGUCGUAAACAAUGUUCGGUAGUUCUUGAGUGAUGAAACUACAGCUCCUGUCAAGUGGACGAGAACAUGCCUAGAAGGUGAACUACCUCACCCUCAAUCUUAUCGCGAUCAGAUAGUCAGAAGAACUCAAGUUCCCCCUGCCCUCCGCUUUCCGUCGCAUAAAAAAAAAACCCCUGGUAGUAGUACUAAGUUGUACAACUUAAAGACCGUUCUGUUGUUCUACAUUAGCACCAUUACUUGAAUGAUGCUACAACUACUUCUAACCCUACUAAUAUUUGUUCGUCUUCGUUGCCGUUGGGUGUUGGUACUUUCUUCUGACUCGUUGCCGUUGGGUGUGGGUACUUUCUUCUGAAUGCUGUUGAUUCUAUAUGUACAACAUCCCUCAGUUCUUGUUAUGCUAGAAGUUUUUCAUGUACCCAGGAAAAGGAAUACGAUUUCGGUUAGCGAGUUAAAAACUAGUACCAACAUCCAGACUGCCAUUAAACAACUACUUAGUGUUAGAGUAGUUGGUAGAUCACGACGACAACCAUUACGGAAGAAGAAGUACGUUCUUAUGUAGAGACGGCACUACACAAAAGUGUAGUUGUACAACUAGCACUAGCACCUCUAGGACUUCUAGAAAGAAAAUCACGCGUCCAAACAAGAACAAUGGAAACAGGUGAAGACGAGGAUGCGUCGCCUCCUCGCUUCAUCCCUGACGCAGCGACUGACUCUGUGCCGGUCACGCUUCUCCCCUCUGCAUUGCAGAUGCAACGAGACAGGAGGAAAAUGACCACGAGACCGACAAGAAAAGAGACGAUCAGUCAGAAGAGGUACUAGCGACUCUUAUUAAAGCAACUGCUGCAACUGUCUAUAAGCGCAAGUUCGUGUGGGUUAUUUUUCACCUUUCAGAUAGAGAUAUUGACUACCUCCACUUCCUUUUCUGCUUCUACAUCUACUGCUCCCAUUCUCAUCACUGACCAAUCUCAGGACCGAGUUUGCGAAAGGCUUGUUUAAUCAGGAUUUAAAGCAAUUGUCGGAGUGGCACAGGUGGCGUUCACCCUUAGAGCAAAAAAAGUUUCUGAAAUCUGUCGACAACUUGUACUCCGUUUGGCUAAAAAAGGGACAGCAAGUACUAGAAGGAGGAAGUGGAGGAGGUACUUUGUUUACCGUAUUUAUAGAACGGAUGUAGGAUGGACUUAGAUGGAUCGGAUGGACCCCCCUGAUUCUUCCGAUCCUACUUGAAAUGGUGGAAAGUCCAUCCGUUCCAUCCGAUCCAUCCGAUCCAUCCCAUCCCGGAUCUGGCACCCCUAUCCACUGCUCUAGUAUUACUUUUUUUUCAUGUUGUUGUAACCACACAAACAAACACACAAAAAAUGGCCUCCAUCCGAUUAUCCGAACGGAUAGAGGCUCUACUUUCUGCAACUAGAAAAUAGUACAAGAACGAGGAUAACAAAGUAGAAUUAUCUCCUAUCCUCUUCAUAGAAAUCUUUUUUUGAUCAUUCCUCUCCCAACCUAAAUACACAGGAAACGAUACGGGGACGCAGCUAACAAUAUUAGAACCAAAGCCUCUCACCGACAUACCAGAGGAUGGCAUCCUCCCUUCGGAAGCAGGUAUUAAUCGGACUUACAUCAAUACAAUAAUAUUUGUUUUUCGAAAGCUACUGAAACUAAAAACUGUACUAUUUUUUUCAAGUUCAAGGACAUCAUCUGGACCCAACGACCAAUGUACAAGUAGUAGUAGAGGACAACCUCAACCACGACCAUCUUCUACAUCUACUGCUUGAUACAACUACUUCUACUUCAAUAGGCGCCGAAGCUGGUAGUGUCUGUGUCGCGGAGGGAGAUGCAGUGGAUAAGCUGAUGGCAGCAGACAAGAGCGUGCCCCAAAGGAUAGCAUUAUCUGAUCACAUCGGAGGAGGACCUGGUGGAGCGGGUGGGAGUAGGAGAGGUAUAUUUACUUUUACAUUAACGGAGUACUAGGAGAGGUAUAUUUACUGAAUGGUUCCGGUAUUUGGUAACCUGAAUUUGAUCAUAAGGGAAAACAAGAAGAGAACCCUUAGGAUCAAACUCUGGUUACCAAAUAGAAAUACCAGAGCCAUACAUUUACUUACAUUAAAUAAAGGAGUGGCGGGAGAGGUAUAAUAGGAGGCGCGAGUACCAAGAAUACAACUCUCAUCUGUUGUAUAUCAAUUUCAAUCUUCGUAUUUGUCAUGAUAUUAAAGAGUCAGCUUGUUGAAGACAAUGAUAAUGUUAGUUUUGUCCUGAGUCAUCGUGAAGAUCAAGAAUUAAGAUUCCAACCCAGGUUCAAACGACGGUCGUAGUAGAGGUAGUCGCUCAUUACCAUCUAUAGGAGGUGGUUCUGCUGGCGGCGCGUCUUCCUCUUCGAGACCAAAGAUGACCCCUAUCGAUCUGCAUAAUGACAAGAGGAGGAAUCGGAGAAGAAUCUACGCGCCAGAGAGCUUGACGUUGGAUGCGUGGUAUCAAUAGCUACUCUCGUAUUUUUUCUUUGUUUGAAUCGAUCAUACUGGGUAUAUCAUAACAUAGUUCUAGAUACUCAGCAACAGCAUGCAUGUGCAUGCUUCAGCAGAAGCGCUCAUACCAUAGUCUAGAUUUUUCACUCAGCUAGAACAAUACAGAAGAAAGAUAUACCCCAUCCAACAUUCAAUCAUCUAUCACACGACCACACCAUCAGGCUUGACGCGAAUUCGCAAGCAUCGACUUACUCUGUGUCAACUGAUGUGUCGGACUAUUCACGGUGGACUGGUAUAAGCGAGAUGACCGAGACAACAGAAGGGAGUAUCACCUCCGAACCUCUACCGUGUAUGAAAACGCAAUACCGAUUCCAUCGACGAGGGUUCGCAAUAAAUCGAAGAAAGUGGCGAACGAUGCGUAACCAUGAUGGGAAAAAAGUGCCCGACGCAGGCUACCCCGAAGACAGGCGUUUCCAGACAAGCAUGAAAAACCAAUUCCCCAAUCACAACGCGGCAAUACUAAACCCCUUGGAGAAAGAUGAGAAAAUGUACUACUACACCGUCGCUUUAUUUUCCUCAUCAACAUCAUGAUCUACCACAACACGCAAACAAAGUCUUCAACGACCACAACUAGUACUAGUACUAUCUGCUCAAUUUAUUUUAUAUUCCUCUCUAACAAGUCAAACAACUCAAAAAAUUCAAAGUCAACAUCUAUAACAACUACUUACGUACCCCAGCAUAAAAAUAUAGAGAAUCCCUCUACGACCAAGUAGGUACGCCUCCGUCUUCAAGCCUGAGAGUCAUCCUAUGAUAGCGGAUGCUUUGGAUACGAUGCCGGCGAAGCAGAGCCAUGAGUUUCUGGAGAUGGUCCGUUGCCUCCACCAAUUAAGGAAAGAAGCCAAACCAAGAACAACGACUGAGAGGGAGUACGACUUUUAUGGCUGGUUUGAGAUUAAAAUUGAAAUACUUUUCUUUUUUCUAUCUUCCUCUGGUUACGUCGGCUCCGCCACAAUCAAUACAAAUAUAAUAAGUAGAUCUAGAAGAUUAUUACCCUUUUCUUUAUUCUAUCUUCCUCUGGUCUUUCUUUUUUCUAGUUAGGUCGGCUUCACCGCAAUUUUUAAGACAAAUAAGUAGAUCUUCUAGAACUUCUAGAUCCUAGCAGGAGGAGGUUUGAGAUCUUCACGAAAUAACACGGCAACAAGAACAAAAAUGACACCUUCGUCGAAGAAAAUCAGAAACUACUUCAUCUAGCAGUAGUACCUUCCCUACUAUUUUACGUGUACGACGUCCUCUACCAGCUACAUGAUCUACCAAGAACUAGCAACCCCUGCCUGUUUGUUUCUAAAUCUGAGAAGAGAACAAGAGAUUAUACACGCCGCCCGCUGCCAAGUAUCUCUCCGACCCAGCUGAUUUGCGGAAGAGCAGCAUACCUCUAGGAACUUUAACCGAGAACCUCAACAAGUAUCAAGUCCAGCUAGGCAAGCCAAGGCUGAUAACGGCACAAGAUUACGCGGCAAAAACGGCAGAGGUAUUUGUUCUAAUUAUUCUAUGUUCUUGUAGCGACGUAAGAGGUGGUGCUGACUGAAGAAGACGCUGAAGAAAAGGAUGAGAGGAGAAAGAAGAACGUAACACAAGUCUCGACGAAUUGUAGCGACGUAAGUAGACAGCCCUGCAGCGGCGCGAAGAUGAUCGAAUCAUGUAGAUGAGUCAAUAAUUAUUAUUCUCCAAUCAGCCUGCCUUUGAAGGUGAGACCUAUGGGGCUGACAGGACGACGAUAGCGCCGGCGCUUAGUUAGUUUUAGCAGUUAGCAGGAUACUUUAGGAUACUUGUUGAUAGUUGCCCUUUUCUCUUUUAUAUCUUCCUCUGUCUGGUCUGUCUUUUUUCUAGUUAGGUCGGCUCCACCACAAUUAUUCUCCAAUCAGCACCUUAAUAUCGAUCAUGACCACCAUGAUCCACUUUCACUCACCUUUACCUCUAUACUUCUCAGGUUCUCGACCUGGAGGCUGACCCCACGCAAGCGCCUUUUGUGCCGACAUCGAAAAGCAAUGCCCUCAACGACGAUGGAACGGCAAUGUCGGACAUCUUUUCGAUGGGAGACCAGCUAGACCCUGGAGUUGAAGGAGAUGUUUUUGUUUGAUGCUCUGGAGUUGGAGGAGAAGGAGAACAAGGACGAGUAGAAGAGGUUUUUGUUUAAUUGGUGUGUCUCUUUACCUAUAGAUUUGGAGUUUUGUUGAAAUUGAACUACGAGUUUUGAUGUUACAAAAUCUUACACUAGCAUGAACAAGCAUGGAGUCGAUUAAGUAACUGAAUCACGUUAAGCUUAAGAUUGAUGACGCAGAGAAAAACCACAAAAUUAACUGACCGUGUAGUUGCCACGCGAUAGAAGUUAUGACUAUCGAAGCUCAAGUUAAAGUUUGUGUUUUCAGAACAAGAGAAAGAGCGAGUCCUGCACGAUUCAGGAUUCCUUUGCUGAGUAGUUUAUUGUUGUUGUUAGAAAAUCAUACCUACUUAGAUGAAAACUAAAUGAACAAUUCAGCUAAAGCCAUCGCAGAAGUUACUUAGUUGUGUCUUUUUGAAGCUGAAUCAGAAUCAUAUGAAUGUGGAAGCUAGUAUUGUCCCACCCAAUAUUCAGGAGUCCAAUUACAGCUUCAGUUUUUAUCCUAAAUAGAAAUAUAGUGAACUUUAACAAGCGCAAGCCUGAUGCUGAUCAUAUGCACAUGAAGUUCAAGUUGAAGUUUCCUACUUCUUCUACCUAAAUAAAAUGAACCAGAAACUAAUCUAUCAUUUUUAUAGCUUUCAGUUAUGCUAAGCCAUUUUGAUUUCUCAUCUAUUUCAGCGACAAUAGAAGAAGGUACUUGUACAAUUUCGACGCCAGUUGACUGGUGAGUUGUGCUAAAGGACGGCUCAGUCUUGUUCUUCAACAAAAUCUUCUUGAUUGAUUCCAUUUACAACCUGCUUUUUAGAAUUCACUUCCAUUCACUUACAAGGAACAACCAUAAGAUGCAGUUGUUCCACAUAAGCUCUGAAGACCCUUUGAUUUUUCAUCUAUUGCACCUACCAUCAUUACAUUCAUGCAGGAGGCGAACUCCACCAUACGCGAUUUUUCUAUCUCAUCUAUGUCUUCGCGCAACAACCAUGAAAAAUGAAACAAGAGCCUAAAAAUUGCGUUUCUAAAAAUAUUCAUCUUCGUCUAAACCAAACUCGGGACGACUAGUACUAGACGUGGUCACGG